AAAGUCGAGAAGAAUAUAACACCAAAGAAAAACGAGAAAAAAUAGCAGAGUUAAACAUUAGUAAUAAAAACUUAGAAGGAGAAUUAGACUUAAGAGAAUUCGAAAAUUUGAAAAGCGAAAUUAGUUAUAAUGCUUUUUUAAGUAUUUUAAGACUGCUAGAAGCAGAAUCUUCACUGGUAAAGACGAAAGAAAUUUCACAGUUGCCAGAAGCAGAAUAUAAUAUAUUAGAAGAUGUUAAAGAAAAAAGAGCUACUCCUGAAACCCAAAAAACAGAUAACUCCUCUUUGUUUGAUGCCGUAAAGAACGACGAUAUUAAAACGGUCAAAGAUCUAGUUAUCGAAAAAAAAGUAGAUGUUAAUAUUUGCGAUCAGGAUGGGUUUACCCCCCUACAUAUAGCAGUGGCCCGCGAGCAUAUUGAGAUAAUUAAAAUUCUGCUUGCUGCCCAAGCCAAUCCUAACACACAAAGCAAGGAAGGCCACACCCCACUGCAUUUUGCCGCCGAAGGAAAUAAUUUAAGGAUUCUUAAACGCUUAGUCAAAAAUAAAUAUGGCAGCCAAAAAGGGGACAUUAAUGCCGUCAACAAAUAUGAGGGCCUAAAUACUGAAGUUGAGACUGAUGGCGAUGAAGAUUUUGAGAGGUGA
Racocetra persica is the source of this 641-nucleotide messenger RNA. Lineage: Eukaryota; Fungi; Glomeromycota; Glomeromycetes; Diversisporales; Gigasporaceae. The record is from the annotation of a GenBank genome assembly.